CUCCAAAGUAAAAGGGGCUGUUUUGCAGUCGACUUUGUUGGUGUAUAUUCAUCGCUCCUCUCCCGGUCCAUGUGUAUGCAUGCCUGCCUGUGUAUGCAUGUGUGUGUGUGCGUAAAGUAGAAGCUGAGAUAGGGUAACAAAAUGAACUACUGUAUGCAAGAAAUAUAUGAAGUGCACCCAGCUGCCGGUAGCAAUUGCUACAUGCAGUCCACUGAUUAUUGCACCUAUAUCGAAGAGAAUCAGGGUUACAGCAGUUGUGAUGCUCAGGUCCUGCACAGUAACAACAUAUAUAUGGAACAGGCCUGGGCGGUGAAUCAGCCUUAUACCUGUAGUUACCCUGGAAACGUGUUUAAAAGCGAGUACUCUGACAUGGACAUGGCCCUGAAUCAGUACAACCAACCUGAAUAUUUCACCGAAGAAAAACCUACUUUUUCUCAAGUGCAGUCGCCAUCGUACUCUCAGAAGAAAGGGUAUAUACCCAGUUACUUAGACAAGGAUGAGCUAUGUGUAGUGUGUGGGGACAAAGCCACCGGAUAUCAUUAUCGCUGCAUCACUUGCGAAGGUUGCAAGGGUUUUUUUAGAAGAACCAUUCAGAAAAACCUCCAUCCAACCUAUUCCUGUAAAUAUGAAGGAAAAUGUGUGAUAGACAAAGUAACAAGAAAUCAGUGCCAGGAAUGUCGCUUCAAAAAAUGUAUCUUUGUUGGCAUGGCAACAGAUUUGGUGUUGGAUGACAGCAAGCGGUUGGCAAAGAGGAAGCUGAUAGAAGAAAAUCGAGAGAAGAGACGUCGGGAGGAGCUGCAGAAAACAAUUGGGCACAAACCAGAGCCAACAGAUGAGGAAUGGGAGCUCAUCAAAAUUGUUACUGAAGCACAUGUGGCCACCAAUGCACAAGGAAGCCACUGGAAGCAGAAAAGGAAAUUUCUGCCAGAAGACAUUGGACAGGCACCAAUAGUUAACGCCCCAGAAGGUGGGAAAGUGGAUUUAGAAGCCUUCAGCCAGUUUACAAAAAUUAUCACACCAGCGAUUACAAGAGUGGUGGAUUUUGCCAAAAAGUUGCCUAUGUUUUGUGAGCUGCCAUGCGAAGACCAGAUCAUCCUUCUGAAAGGCUGCUGUAUGGAGAUAAUGUCCCUCCGAGCAGCAGUUCGCUAUGACCCGGAGAGUGAGACUUUAACACUAAAUGGGGAGAUGGCGGUGACAAGGGGCCAACUGAAAAAUGGGGGUCUUGGCGUAGUGUCUGAUGCCAUUUUUGACCUGGGCAUGUCUCUUUCUUCAUUUAACCUGGAUGACACCGAGGUUGCCCUUCUUCAGGCUGUUCUGCUCAUGUCAUCAGAUCGUCCCGGCCUUGUUUGCGUCGAGAGGAUAGAAAAGUGUCAAGAGGGUUUCCUCCUGGCAUUCGAACACUACAUUAAUUACAGAAAACACCACGUUUCACACUUUUGGCCAAAACUGCUGAUGAAAGUGACAGACCUGCGAAUGAUUGGAGCCUGCCAUGCCAGCCGCUUCCUGCACAUGAAGGUGGAGUGCCCCACAGAACUCUUUCCUCCGUUGUUCCUGGAAGUGUUUGAGGAUUAGAGAGACUGGAGCGGUUCUCCGCAACCCCCCGUCGCACUACUGGCUGUCAUUUCAUCCCGUUGCCCAGCUCUUCUCACCUCUGUUUGUUCUUCUUCUUUCAUUCUCUUGUUUCUUGAGGUGGGGUUGGGUUUUUGUUUGGGUUUUUGUUUGGGAUUGCUGGGGGGCAGUUGUAUACACAUGGAUGAAAACAUCCCUUUAAUGCGGGUACUUGUGACUAUUGCAAUUUGUUCUUCUGUCCUUUGAUGUGAAUGCUUUGACAGCUUAACAGUGAAAAUACAAACAGACCAGUCUCAUUCACCAGCACUUGCGUGGUCACCAGCUCACACACAUCAUUGCUUGGAAAAUUGAAGUGGCAGAAAAUAAAUUGGCCUCCAAGUUAAAACAGCUAUUGUUAAUCUGACCCUGGCAAUUCUGUCUAGUAUUACCUCAUUUUGCAGGGCACAAAUGAGCAAUUCAUGAGAUGAAAUUUCUAGGGUUCAUGGUUGUUUCUAUUGUAACUAUCACCAUUAUGGUCUAGGAUCUUCAUCAUCAUCAAGAUCCCAUCGUUAUCUGAGGAUUGUUCCAGGAGAUACAGUUUAACAGUGCCCCAUAAAUCAAGUACUUAAAAUAAUGCAGAAUGGUAGAAGGGACUGGCUCAUUUUUUUUUCCCAUGUGUAUAAGAAAGUAAGAUCCUCCAGUUCUUACUACAUUCGAACUCCAGGUAACUUCACUGGAGGGUCUGUUGCGGAAAGGGGGGGAAUUUGAUCCUCUGAGGUGCUUUUCCUGGGAGUGGAGAGGUCUGUUUUUCCUGAGGUGCAUGGAAAAUUUGUCACUCUGAAGGAGAAGGCUCCCUGUCGGGAUAGCAGGCUGUCCUCAGAGUUAUUCAGGGAUGUGAAUGAUCACAGAAUGAGGACAAGGAGAACAAAACAUAUGGGGUGACCUUCAGAGGGCACAGAAACCAACUUUGUUAGUAACAACACUCAAGACUGUACAGCUUUAUCCCAGUAAUACAAAUAGUGUUGCUUGGCAGUAAUCUUUUGUUUUAUAUAUAUAUAUAAAGUUUAUAUGCACGUAUAUAUAUAAUUUUAUAUAUAUAUAAUUACAAGUCUUCAACAGAUGUCUUAAACAUAUUUCCAUAUUUCUAUCUUCUUUCUCUCUCCUUCUCUCACCCUUUCCUGUGAGUGUGUGCGUUUCUAUGUGUUGAUCAGCUACAUUCUCUCUCUUUGGUGUCUGUAUGUGUUCCAUUUGGCUAGAUUCUCUCUUGAUUCCUUUAAUUUAUUUCCACUAACUGCACUAGCAGGAACUGAACUGAGCAAUGACAGGAUGUCCUGCUGCCGAAAUCUCACAAUCCUGGAAUGUUUGGAGGCCGGUGAUGAGGGCAUUAUAGGAAGAGGUUCCUCUCUGUCAUCCAUUUUCAUUCAGGGGUGUUGUCUCCGGGUUUUAUAAACUUGAUAUUAAACCAUUCUCUGAAUUUGUAUGAUACAUCAAAAGCAUCCUUCUGUUCUCCUGGGAGCCAGAGGCUUAGUUCACGUAUUUCAUACUUUCUCAUGCCCUAUGUUCUUUUGUGUUGUGCAUUCAUUUGUACCAGUUUCUUUCUCUGCUAUUUAUUGAUCUAUUUGCCUGUUGACUUUGAAAGCUCAUGGCCCAUAUCUAAACCCAUACAUUAUGUGUUUAUCCCCUCAUGAAAGCAUGAUACUCAGGAAAACUUAUCUUGUAGGUGGAACACAGUAUAUGUGUGUCAGGAGUUAAAUUCUUUCCUCCCCUCUCUCCCUACAUCAUUGAUAAAACAUUUGGAGUGCUAUUGGCUAUGUUUUCAGGGAUGUGCAAUCUUGUUCUCCCUCUUCCUUGAUGCACCUGUGAUCAGUUGUGAGCACUGAUGUUGUCACUUAAGGGUUUGUACUCAUAAUUUUGUGAGAAUAUUAAACACAGUGAGGUGUUCAGGGUUGGGUUUUUUUUGCAGGUACUAAGAAAGUCAGACCAUUGGAAAUUUGUUCCUAAAUGUUUGCUGAAGUUGGAGAACCUCUGUUGCAGGCUGUGUUUGCUCCAUUUCAAAGCAUAUGUGUUAACAACAUCGGUCUCUAUCCAAAAUCCUUGUAGAGAACUGUUUCUUGGGGACAAGGAGUUAGAAACAUUUUAGCUUUUUGGAACAAGAGACCAGACUGUGAUGAAUUCACAUGUACUCAUGCAGAAUCUCAGAUGAGCAGCAUCCAUAGUCAGUAUAAAGUGCUAGAGAUCUGAUUAGGCGUUGGCUUGAUAGGGAGCCGAUAGCAUAUAGGGAAAGCAAGAAACCAGGUAAUCCAUUAUAUGGAUCCAUCUAUACCCACAGUGGCUUGCAAAGAGAAAAGAAGUGUGCAUUUAUUUUCUGCUACAGAUCUGAGGAUGGAGUUCCUUCUAAAGCCAGUCCAAGUAUCUCACCUGGUUGCUAAAGGUGAGCUUCAGUUAGUGUACGAGUUUUGACUGUGGAUGAGAACCAGGAGAAAGAACGUCACAUUUCUCCUAGUAGUGUUCACAGUGAUCUCACUGCUACGAGGUCCAUGAUGCUUCAUGUGAUUUUUAGAGCUUUGCUUCCUGGAGUUGUGCUGCUUCUUGGGAGGUUCAGUCUGUCAUUACGGUCAAUAAUGCUUAUCCUUUGGGCAACAAAGAAAAUCAGUAGCCUAAAUGUUAAUUAUUUAGGUGGCAAGUCACUACCCAGCAGGGACUUGGCUCAUAACUACUGGGGCCCUGGUAACUGGCUUGUAACACUUGGGAUUGCCAGGACUACGUUUAUCAAAAAAUAAAUAAAGAUCAGAGGUUAGAAAAAAAAAGUGAGAGUUACUGGAUUGACUUGGGGAAGCACAAGAGAUGGAAGAACUUGAAAUGCUCUGAACAGAACUGCAGUUUGAGACGGUGCUGAGAAUUAACACUUUGAGCACUGGCUGCUGUAAAAAUCAUUGCUCACACAGCAGCUUGUCCCCCAAGGCCUACCAUGGCGAGUUACACAGUUUUCAAACACAGCCUGCAUAAGCGGUUGUCUGCAUUGAGGCAUGUAAGUUACAUGUAGGCAGCUGAGCUAAUGGCCUGACUUCCCAAGGUGCUGGUGCAGUUUGGAGUUGUGGUUAAUCAGGGCUCAGAAAAAUCAGGCCUCUUUCCUUAGGUGACUGCAGAUGACUGAUGUGCCUAAAAUCAGGUAACCAACUGUGACAGGUUUGGCAGUGCUUUAAGCAGAAAGGACAUAUGUCAACAUAUUUUUCUAGCUUUUUAGAGAAGUUGGAAUCUGUCUCUGAUGAACAGAGGGGGGUUAGAAGUAUUCCUCAACUGAAAACUAAGACCAAGUUCUUAGUUUUACAGAUCUGAUGUACUGACAUUUAAUGGCCUCUGAUCUCCUCCCCGUCUUUGUGUGGCUUCAUUGACUCCCCCAGUACGACUCCUGAUUUAUAUGAUCAUGAGAGCAAAACCAGAACACCUGAGGAUGCUCUUGCAGACUCUGACCAGUGGAUACUGACCUUAGUCCUGCAAAGACAAAACUUGCUUUUAAAUAUCGGUAGUCUCGAGCCAUUGUGGGAUUCAGCCACUGGUUUGACCAUCGGAGUGGCAGGCAUCAGUACUGCAGUCAGCACCCUCUGUAGCAACUGGCCUUUGAGUGAAAUAACCAAGGUGCACUUCCCAGUGCAGCCCAGAGUCUCGUUUCUGAUGGUGCCAUGAGACUCUCAUGUUUGCUUUGUGUGGGUCUUGCGUAGAAGAUUCUUCCUGUCAAAGCUGGUUGUCACCGUUCAUGGUUUUGCCCUGAGUAACACGUGCAUUUAGAUACUCAUUUCAUGUGUAAUCUCAGUUAAGUUAUGAUAUUUAUAAUGACAUAUAUAGUGCGUGAUAAUGAUUUUUGUUUACAUUUUGCCAAAAUGUAGACGUUAGAGUUAGACCUCCAAGGUCCAAAAUCAUCCUUGAGCAGACUGCUUGCUUCUUCAGAGGCAGGCAUCGGAAAGAGGAAAAAAACUGUCCAGAGAGACCAUUUAUAUCAGAAAUCUGCCAAGACAGGGCUGUUGAUCACAAGCGGAGCAUGUCAUUGCUAGUGAUGUAUUUUUAUGCUAUGGAACUCUAACCUGUAUGUGUCAUAUUGACUUUUUGCUGCAUGAAUCAUAAAUUAUAAAAAUCAGUCUUACAGUUUUGAGAUGUAGCCAGCAUUCCUAAGGCUAAACCUUUUUCAUUGACAGAAUCAAAAUCCACAACCAAGGAACGUAUUCCUCUCACUGUGAGAGCGAUUGAAAGUGUACAACAUUUAUCUUUUCACAAAGGAAGAGGCGACAGGACCUCUUAAUGUGUCUUGUUAUCGUGAUCAUCUGGAAAUGAUUGCCAGACGUUUCCUUUUGAUAUAGCAAUGAAGUGAUCCGUAUUUAAAUUUUAUAGAGAGAAUUUUAUUCUAGUGUGAUAGAGAUUUAUUUUCCACUUAAAGACUCAAAACGGUGUGAGCACAUUUUUUUACUAUGGUAUAUUUUUGCUUUAAAAUUAAAAACA
Molecule: messenger RNA, 6039 nt
Organism: Calidris pugnax (ruff)
Lineage: Eukaryota; Metazoa; Chordata; Aves; Charadriiformes; Scolopacidae
Gene: THRB
Product: thyroid hormone receptor, beta
Exons: 7
Coding region: 142-1572 (476 amino acids)
Biological process (GO): negative regulation of transcription by RNA polymerase II; cell differentiation; retinoic acid receptor signaling pathway
Molecular function (GO): RNA polymerase II cis-regulatory region sequence-specific DNA binding; nuclear receptor activity; zinc ion binding
Source: RefSeq, a predicted model, not a curated record